CUGGGAAGAACCCCGCGCCGUAGGCUCCUCCCUUUCCUUUUUGCUAUCGCCGUCGUAGAGAGCGCACGUCCAGAGGCCCGAAGUGAGUAGGCUUGGGGGGGCUUCUUUUACUCUGCGCCCCCUUUUUUUGUAAUGGAUGCGUCCAGAACGUGCUUAGAUUCCAUCUCCACCGCCUGCCGUUGCGCGGGUUUAUAAGCCGGGCAGUUUAUAGGCGAUACCAUGUGGGCCAGGGUGGAGGGGGUGACAUGGCGGCCAUGUGCUUCCUGAUCCAGGUUAAGGAAGGCCCGGCUGGGAAGGAGAGGAGCCUGUGAUCGUGGUGGUCUGUGACGAAAGGAUGCGGAGGGCAUAUCAUACCCUAGAAACGGCGAAGGCGAAGGGAGUGCUUUAGAAGCCUCCCAGGCAAAAAGGGCGAGUGGAGGAGGUGGGGAGCAGUCCCCCCAUUCCGAUUUAAAAUAAAAAUUUAGAGAUUGCAACAAGUGGGUGAAGAUGCUUUUUUGCCCUGGUAAGCGACCGUAAUGCAUUAGGUUUUCCCAUUUCCGGCUUGUUCUGGCGAUGGAAAGUUGAAACUUAAAAUAUCAGCGGCAUGGCGGCUUUGUCCAACGUGAAUGUGGGAGUUGUGAUGGUAGCACGUGUCCCCCGUGGGGGGGGGGCUUAUUUUUAGAAGGCCCUGAAGUGAAAUCGUUAUUUUUUUUAUAGCCCCCCUUCCGCCCAAGUUAAAUAUUUAAUUUGCAGUUGAGAGAGCAUAUUGUGUGUUGUAAUGUAAGAAGAGGGUGCCUUAUACCAAGUCAGGCUGUUUGUUCAUCUGCCACAAUAUUGUCCAGUCGUGAAUAGUGGUGGCACUGCAGUGUUUGGUAAAGAAUAGUAGCAUUCACUACUAGAUCCUUUUUAAAAUUAAAGUCGUAAUGUCAGGAAUUGAACCUGGUGUUUUCUGCAGGCGAAGCAUGUGCUCUAAAUUGGAGUUACUUACUGGAUGCCCCUAAUACGGAAUACAUAAGGGUAGUUCUUAAGCAUAGAUAUAUCAAAAAUUAAGAGGGCAGCUGUGCAUACUCCCCUGGAACUUUACGUGGUAUCAUCCCUUUUAAAACUCACUGGACUAUCAUAUGUCCAGGAAAAAUCAUCUGCUGUUCAAAUAAGUACCGUGGUACCCCUGGUUACGUACUUAAUUCGUUCCAGAGGUCAGUUCUUAACCUGAAACUGUUCUUAACCUGAAGCACCACUUUAGCUAAUGGGGCCUCCCACUGCUGCUGUGCGAUUUCUGUUCUCAUUCUGAAGCAAAGUUCUUAACCCGAGGUACUAUUUCUGGGUUAGUGGAGCCUGUAACCUGAAGCGUAUGCAACCUGAGGUACCACUGUAUCGGUCAAUUUUUUUAAAAAAAACAACCUGCCUUAUUUUUUCCUUCCCAGAAUGCGCUACGUUGCAGCUUACCUUCUUGCUGUCCUUGGGGGCAAUGAGUCCCCAAGCUCAAAAGACUUAAAGAAAAUUCUUGACAGUGUAGGCAUUGAGACGGACGACGAACGUGUGAAUAAGGUGAGUGACAGAUAGGUGUGCAGUGUGGCAUAAAUGCCAUUCAUUGAAAAGACUACACUGGACCACAAGCCCCUUAUCACCCAAAGAGAGACUAUGCAAAAUGAAGGCUUGAAGAAUGUUGUUAUUGGUUCCUAUUUCACAAGUAUUCUCUGGAUAUUUCCUGUGUACCUCUCAGCUGCUUUGGGGCUAACUUUCAGUGCCCAGAAUGAAUUGGAAUAACUAAUAUUAUACUGCAUAUCCUGUACUAAUGAGACUUCCAUUUGUAUACUGAAGAUCACAGGGUGGUUUAUAGUAUUAAAACAAAUGAGAUCACAAAAUACAUAGAAAACAAACCAAUAACCCCCUCUCCCACAAACAUAUUUCAAACACCAUAGAUUGUGUAAGCAGCCAAAGGCCUGGUUAUAAAAGGCUUCUUCUGAGCUAGAUCUACAGUUCAGUGUUGCAUCUUUCUUUGGCUUCUGGACUUAAUGCCAACAGGAAGGAAGAGCAGAUUGCAAGCUGCCAUAGCUCAGUUCUGUGUGCGCUAUAUCUGUCUUUUCUAGUAUUAAGAUUGGGACAACUGGUAGUCAUGCAGAAUUUGUACAGCAUAAAAAGAAAUGCAAAUUAAAGUUUUCUCUCUUGAACUUUACUAUGGUAAACAACCUAAAUGAGCUAAUCAGCAAUGAAAAAACACCUUUGCUUAAUGAAAGGGUAUCACUUUUUUAGACAGAAGGUUAAUUUUUAAAAGUCCCAACAUUUUGGCUUGGUAGUUUUUCAGCCAUUAUUAGUAGUUUCUACCUGGUUUCAAUCACUCCAUGAUAGACUUUGAAGAAAUCUAUCUGCCUUCUCAAAAGCCCAGCAAGCAUAAUGGGAAACUGAUGAUUUCCCCCACCCAAGGAAAUAUGGGGCUUGUAUAAAAACAAUUCAGUUAUUUGAGUUCUUGACUCAGAUGAGAUUCCAGAUGAACAUCAUGCUGUGCUUGGUAAGAGGUUAUUUUAUUCCCACUUGGAUAGCUAAUCUGCUUGACUGUAGCUAACCAAAAGUGCCCUGGGGAUCACUAUAUUUUUUGUGCAAAGCUGCAAUAACGUAUCUGAGAAGAUGGUAAUCUCUUUCUGAGUUCAGUGUAGCACAGUGCAGUUUCCCCAGGGCAGCUCUAGGCAAGACCAAUUGUAUUUUUUUUUAAGUGUUUUGAGUUGCUUCAGUUUCGCAGUAUUUUGGCCACAGUUGUUAAUUCUUUAGUUCCCUGCACUUAAAACCUUUUUUAGGUAACACUUUUCAACUUGCUUCCCACAGGUCAUUAGUGAGCUGAAUGGGAAAAACAUUGAAGAUGUCAUCUCCCAAGGUGAGUUUAAAAUGGAGACAGGUUUGAAAGGUACCAUGAGUCCCUCUUUGGCACUGAAGGUGUUGGGGCUGAGAGGUCACUAGUUCAGAGGUAUUUAACUAUUUUGCUUACAGCAGAGAGGGUUGUUGGGAGUGAAAUUACCACAGCGACAUGAUUCAAUUUUGAAAUAGUCAAGUGGCCAAACUUUAAUACUGUAGUUACUCAGCAUAGCAAAUGGCAAUCCAGAGUGUAAUCAAUAAAUAUGUGUGGCAUUAAUGGAAUAUGCUUGGAAAUGUAAUGGGUCCAUCCUAAUUCCUACAGGCUCAUGCUGGUGCCUGCUGGGUUUCGCUGGUGGACCACAUUAAUUUGGGGAAACCCUCAUAAAAACAGGCACUUGUUGCCUAUUUGUAUAGAGGAUGUUCUCAACAAAUUGCUGUUUAAAAAGCAGCAUUGCCUUCUGGGGGGGGAAUCUUGCUGGUUGAAUGGGUCUCUGAAAAGAAUAAUAAUUUCUGUCUUGCCAGUUUGCUCUAUUAAAGUCUUCUGCUGCCAUCUUUCUCCCUGUCUACCAUGCCUCCUUCCAUGAUAAAAUAAUGACACUAUUUGUCCUAGUCCCAACUUCAUACCCCGCUUCCAUCACCCUCAAGCUAUCUUGCUUGGUGAGAUGACCACCCUACUAGUAUCUCCCCGCAUUUCCUUAAUCCUGUCUGCCCCUCACCUCCUGGUCUUCUCCUUACAUCUUAACACCAAUAUUUGGAAUAUAUGGGUUGCAUUUCAGGUAUAUAUCAACAUCCUCCUUCUUCACUGGCCAACUUUUUUCUGCCCUCUGCCUCUGGACUUUUGGAACAUGCUGUGUAUUUCCUAGUGUCUCAUGUUUCUCUGUUUAAAUUUCUCUUUCCCUGUACAAUCUCUGUGAUAUUGCUGAUUGUGCCCUUUCCCGCACCUUAGGUAGAACUCUUGUUAUAGGCUGGUUCUUUUCCAUCCUGUCUUCGUUGUUUGCUCACUGUUUCCAUUGUGGGCAGUGCCUUCUGGACAUACUGAGAAUCUUCAUGGCUUGUUCAUUGGUCCCAUGCUACUCAUCAUUUGCACACUUGGACAACUGUUUUUUUGUAAAUUCAGCAGUAGCAGUAUCACUUUUGCGCUGUCUAUCCAUAGUAACCCAUGCUCAAGGCAGCUCACAACACCAAAACAUUUUACAUAAUUCACUAACAGUUACAAGCUAUGACAAAAUUUAAGCAGCCGUAUGCUCAGUGAACUAAUGAAAACAUCUCAUGGUGGACAAAUAUACAAUGAUAAUAAAUGCAACAGUAAUAUAUGUAUAUUUUUGCUGGUAAUCAAGUUGUAUAUGUGUGUGUGUGUGUGUGUGUGUGUGUACACAUCAUACACACACCCCCUUGGAUCACCAACAAAAAAUAAUGCAUAUCCAAAACUAAAUUUUGCCCCAGCAACAACAGUACCCCACCCUGAUAGUCCCUGGGCGUCCUGGGGAGCAUGUCAAAGGUCUUCUUGUGCUCUUUGUAGCAUCCACCUUGUAGACCAGUGGUGAAGCCUUGGCUUUAUUUUGGAUUGUUCCCUAACACCCCCCAUUGUUAAGUCAUGUCAAUCAACAUUGUAAAACGUUCUGGUUUGGUCAUCUCCCAACCUAAUUAUAGUAGGCUUCUAUGUUGUUUCCCCUUGUCAUUCUGCCCUCCACUCCAUGUAGAACUCUAUGCCACCCAUUGAACUCCUCUUGAAUGCCAGCACAGUGGCAUUACCUCUCUUCCUGUGAAGCCCUUCUGAACCCCCCAUCCUUGUGUGGUCACACAUGCCUCCUUUUUGUUUCCACUGGCAAAAUGUUGGAACCUCCUUUCAGGAGGGACUUGCAUCUUAGGCUAUUAGGUGCCAUGUAAAUUGUUGGUGCUGAAUACAUAGUCAUAGUAACUACAAUGAUAUGGCUGCUCCUGUUACUAUAACAGCUAUAUCCUUGAUUAUCUGAUAAUGUUGAUGUGUCUAGAUGCCUGCAGGAAAACUGGUACAGCAAACUACAGGACUUGUUAAUGCUUAUAUGAGGCCCUUUGUAUUUGUUCUAAAUAAAGGGUUUUUUUUGUACACUUAAAUUACUUCUUGGCUCUGCUGUUACACAUACUCUUUUCUGAGAAUAUGCUGAAUGGUUAUAAAAUGUGUUUACUGUUCUGGCUCCAGGAAUACCAUGCAAUUGUUUAGAUUUAUAUUCCUAGAAACAAAGAACAGGCAUUUCCCCCACUGGCGUGCUUGUUCUCACAAGGGAAAUAGUAUAUUGCCAACUUCCCUGGAACUGUUGGCAUUAAUUGGUAACUAGUCUUUAAAUCUCUAGGGUCCAUUCAUCAUGUAACUUCUGUAGUUGCACAGUGUACUCCUUACCACAGUUCUAAGUUUGGCUUCAUGCUGCUAAUGGGAACAAAAGGUUCCCACUGGUUGCAUGGGAGAAGGGCAUUGAAGGACCAGUUGGCCUGGUUUAUAUGCAGAAUCUAGGCUGAUAGAAUAUUAAGACUUCCUUUUUUGGCACCUGGUGUGAGUUUGGUGGGCAACUGAAAUUGAUCACUGGUAUUGUGUCAAUAGCCUCUGAUGUCUGAUGUACUGAGGGCCAACAACUUGAGGCGCUUGUGACAAGACUGGUUUUCUAAAGUGCUAGGCAAAAGUUCAUCCUUCUGUUCCUCCCUUUAUCAGAAAUGGACUGGGGCAGGAAGGGGGGAAAGGGUUGGGCAGUAGGGAACACUGCAGAAUUGGGGGUUUGUCCUCAGGUUUCUCUCUCGUUGGCUUCAUAUACAGUUCUUCAUUUUCCUUGUUAAUGUCCCCCAGGUAACAGCAAGCUUGCCAGCAUGCCGGUUGGUGGGGCUGUAGCAGUUUCUGCUGGAGGUGCUGCUGCUCCUGCUGCAGGUGCUGCACCAGCAGCUGGUAAGUAUAAUGGAUCAUGAAAAGGAAGGUUGGGUGGGCAGGCAGGCAGGCAUCAAGCGGGAGAAGACUUCUAGAGAGGAAUCCAAAAACUUGGUAAUUUCACGUUGAAUAGCCACAGUCCAUGAGAUUAACUGAACAACUCGUACGAUAUGAGUUGUUACUUUUUGGCUUGGUUGCAUUUGGAAACAUUGCCCAGUUCGACAUUUAAAAAAUGUCUUGGCAAUAGCUCUUCCAGUUGUAAGGAAAACAUUCUUGCAAGGUAAUGUUCUAGCUCAGACUUCAGAUACAUUCUCUUCAGCUAUGAUACUCUGAUUUGGUAGGGAUGCUGAGACCCAGCCAAUCUUCUCUGCUUUCUUUUUCCCUUCCUUUUUGCUUAUUUGCGGUAGGUAAUGCCGGCAUAUUGUAACGGGGUUACUAAGUGCAGUGAGACAUCAUAGGGCCUACAUGAGUGCUGAACCUAAUACAGCUUGUUGAUGAGCAGUGUCUGCCUUCAGCUAUUUGCAUCAGGACUUUGUUUGGAUUUUCUUCUUCUAACUCCAGAUUGGUUGACCCUCACACCUCAUCUUUAAGGCAGCUGCAGUUGUUGUGGUGAUGGGGACAUGUGAUGUUCUGGGUGUUUCCUGAGCUACAGCUUGCAUCACCCCUUGCCAUUGACCAUGCUGGAGGGAGCUGAACAAUGUCUGAGGGCCAUAGAUUCCCCACCACUAGUAUAUAGAAUUAGCCUAUAAAAAUGCUGUUUUGAGAGUUGUCUGCUAAACUGUCUAUAUCUACUUGUCUUUUCAGCGGAGGAGAAGAAAGAAGAAAAGAAAGAAGAGUCUGAAGAAUCUGAUGAUGAUAUGGGAUUUGGGCUGUUCGAUUAAACUUUUGUUGAGGGCUAAUCUAUAAUAAAACUUGGUUAAAAUAUUGUUUUGUUGUGGCGUACUUGGUAAGCUUCCUUGCUUUCUGCAUGUACAGUGUUCUGAAUCAUUUGGUAAUUCUUUAGAAGUAGCAUCUUGUGAUAAAGUUACAACUCUUGUUACUGUUUUGUGAAUUACGGAUUUUCUAGAGUGGUUCAAAGCUGUUUGGUAUUAACAUAAAGUGAGCAAUUCGAUGCUAUUUAACUCUGCUAAGAGAUUAAAAAUAGGUUUUUCCGCAACAAAAAAGUUUUUGCAGUAACUAAAAUAUUUGGAAGAGAAAUAGGCUGAUAAGGAUGUAGGCAGAGCCUUUUAUAAAAACCAGGAGGCAGCUUGUUCAUGCUUUUACACCUUAAAUGUGAUGCCUUAAUCUGAUAUAUGUCAGGUGUAGAGGCAGACAAGCUAUGCCUUUUACACAAAUUUUGGUUCACUUUAUAGAAAUUGAGUAAGAGUGUUUCAAAAUAUGCAUCAGACUAAGCC
This is a messenger RNA of Podarcis lilfordi (Lilford's wall lizard), 7110 nucleotides long. NCBI's taxonomy places the organism in Eukaryota, Metazoa, Chordata, Lepidosauria, Squamata, Lacertidae. The record is from the annotation of a GenBank genome assembly.